Molecule: messenger RNA, 1107 nt
Organism: Amorphotheca resinae ATCC 22711
Lineage: Eukaryota; Fungi; Ascomycota; Leotiomycetes; Helotiales; Amorphothecaceae
Exons: 3
Coding region: 131-979 (282 amino acids)
Biological process (GO): intracellular protein transport; vesicle fusion
Cellular component (GO): endomembrane system; SNARE complex
Molecular function (GO): SNARE binding; SNAP receptor activity
Source: RefSeq, a predicted model, not a curated record
AGUUCGGGGGUACAACAGCACCAGGCGUUCACGUUCUAGCUCUUGCAAUUCUAACGAGCUUCCUCCCCCCCCUUACGCCCUUCGAAAACAGCUUCCACCCAUACAGACCAAGAUACCCAGGCAACCAAGCAUGGCGGCCAAUCCAAACCAAUACUUUCUGCUGGCAGAUCACAUCAAGCUCUCCUUGCUCGAGCGGCAACGGGCCAUAUCUCUAAAUCUCGAGCCCACGUCUCAAGAUGGGCACAUCUCCCGCUCGCUCGAAUCCCUCCGGGAAGGGAUCGAGGCCAUCACCAAGGAGCGGACCCGGUUACAAGGCGCCGGCGAGACAGCCGCAUCCCUCACCCUCGCGGAAACAGAGCAAAGUCUCCAGACGCAGUACGACGACCUAGCCUCCCAAUUCCACGGCCCUCCCACCGACACCGCCUCCUCGACCAUUUCGCACCCCAACGACCCAUCACUCGCCGACGACUUCGCGCGAGCCUCGGCCGCGCCCGCGCCCCGCGCCGUCUCCUCCUCGUCUCUGCUCAAGAAGUCCCUACGUGGUGCCCCUACCGCCGCCGCCUCACCCAAAUCCGUGCGCUUCACCGAUGCGCCCAUCGUGCAGGACGAGGACGAGGCGCGGAAUGCGCUGUUCCCCUACCGGGACGACCCUGGGGCCCCAGACCAUUCGGGGCUUGACAACCAGCAGAUCCACGCGUACCACACGCAGGUGCUAGCGGAGCAGGACGAGGCGCUGGACCGGCUGGGGGAGUCGAUCGGGCGGCAGCGCGAGCUGAGCAUCCAGAUUGGCGACGAGCUGGAUGAGCAUGUGCAGAUGCUGGAUGAGGUGGAUAGGCAUGUGGACCGGCAUCAGACGACGCUGGAUAAGGCGAGGAAGAACCUGGGGGGCGUGGCUAGGAAAGCGAAGGAUAAUAUGCAGAUGACGAUUAUUAUAAUCCUGAUCAUUAUUCUGGUCUUGCUGAUCAUCAUCUUGAAAUGAAGGGAGGACGGGCUGGAGCGGCGCUGUGGCCUUUUCAUGCAUUUGCGGGCGUUGGGAGUGAAGGGCUGAUCGUUGUGUAUAUAUAUAUGGGCACAAUGGCGUGGUUUUGCAAGCUAUCACCACAUAAC